UGCAGUUAGAGCAAAGUGCUCAGAUAAAUUGCGGCGCUGCUUCGUGAACCUGUUGGUGCAAGUCUGAUAAGGUGUUUGUGUGAUUUCUGUGAUUUCAAUCGUGUAUGGACACAUGAGUGAAUAUUUCCAAAUCAUGUUCAAAAUUUCAGUAUGAAGCUGGAUCUGAACAGCUCCAACAUGUCUGUGGGGUCCAGUGCUGAGAGGCCUGAGCAGGGGCCGGUGGAGUACCGCCUGGUCGGUCUCAUCUUCUACUGCUUCAUCUUCAUCGUCGGAGUCAUCGUCAAUAUCACCGCCCUGUGGGUCUUCUCUCUCACCACCAAGAGGAGGAACUCGGUCACUGUCUACAUGAUAAACGUGGCGAUGGUGGACCUCACCUUCAUCCUGCUGCUUCCCUUCAGGAUGGUCUACAACCACCAGGACUACUGGCCCUUCGGAGAUAUUUUCUGCCGGGUCAUGGCCGCUCUCACCAUCUUCUACCCCUGCAUCGCUCUUUGGCUGUUUGCUCUGAUCAGCGCUGACCGCUACAUGGCUAUCGUGCAGCCAAGGCAUGGCAAGGAGCUGAGGAACGUCCCCAAGGCCGUGGUGGCGUGUUUGGGGGUGUGGCUCAUGACCUUGGGCUGCACCGUCCCCCUGCUCUUCUCCGAGCACGACCCCGAUCAAAUCUCCAACUUCACCACCUGCGUGAAGAUGCAGGACAUUGUCUACUUACGCCACGACAAUGCUGUCAACUUUGUGCGACUCAUCUUCUUCUUCCUGGUUCCCAUCUGUAUAAUGCUAGGCUGCUACGUCGUCAUCGUGGACAAUCUGAUCCACGGCCGCACCUCCAAGCUCAAACCUAAAGUGAAGCAGAAGUCCAUCCGGAUCAUCAUCACGCUCAUUAUCCAGGUGUUGGUGUGCUUCGUGCCUUUCCACGUGUGUUUACUGCUCCGUUUCAUAGGGACGGGCCAGGAUGGCGGGUUCAGCACGUGGGCGGUGUUCACCACAUUCCUGAUGAACAUGAGCACCGUGUUGGACAUUAUUCUGUAUUACAUCGUCUCCAAACAGUUCCAGGACCGAGUGAUCAGUGUGAUCCUGUACAGGAACUAUCUGCGCAGUGUGAGACGGAAGAGCCGGCACACGAUGAGCAACGUGACCAGUGCCAUGACAUGAAGCGGCCGUCGAACACCGCACAUAUAUGGGCUCUGUGGAUUCCCGCAGCCAAAUGUAACACUGCGUGUAUCGCCCCAGUAUAGUUCAUUAUCCAAAGGAUCAAAACUUGCAAUUAAUUUCCGAGGUGUGAUUUACACUCACAGUAUGGGAGUGCUGCUGUUGUGGCAAAAACAUCUGUGUUCGGAGCUGAUUGACUCACCCAUGAGACUUGAGAUUUUUUUUCUUGUGCAGCUCUGCUCUGGCACACGCAGCGUCGGAGCGAGUGGCUCAGGUGUAACAAAUGCAAGCGGAAAUAAAGGCGGUGAUGGUUUAGAUAAUAGCCCCCACACAGUAUCUCAGUGUUUGGUCUGACUCUGUGAAUAGAUACUGAAACCCUCCUCAGCCUCCUCACUAUGUCGCCUGACAACCACCAAGGGUCUGACAGCCUCCACAGCAGCCUACAGGAAACAAUGGUGGGUUUCUUGUGUGAUCUCUUCCUGUUUGGUCUGUACACCAUGUUUUUUUAUAUAUAUCUUCAGUGUUGCAUCAUGGCCAUGGAGUAAAUAUAACAUGUAAAAUCUAUAAUUGCAACACAUACAUAUUUAAAGUUGCUGAAUUUAUUGACCAGGUGAUGGCAGCAUGGCACAGCGAGAUCCCAUCUCUCUGCCAGAGCAGGAUUGACGAGGAGAGGGGCUGGAUCCUUCUGUGUCUUGUGCAGAGUUACUUCUCCCUUUUUGGUUUCUGCAUGUUGUUACAUCUCAAACGUCUUCACGAGAGCAAAUCUUUCGUUUGUCUCUCGAUGCCGUCGACGCCUAAAAGAGAAGUUAACUACAUCCGUAACGGCUCCCUCCACCAGGACUGAAGUGUGUUUAUGGUGCACUGCGAAUCAUAUUGAUUAGAUGCUAAAUGAUUCAGUCCCUUGAAGUGCAUUUACAGUAACAUCCUCAAGAGAUGUCAGUGAGGUUAUCUGCUAGAUUUAGAGCAACCUCCACCUUAAGAGAGAAAACUCCGUUCUGCACCGGGAUGCUUUCAUGUCGGGUCUGCAGGAGUUAGAAGCAAGAUCCUGAAAUAUCCGUUUAUCUAGCUACUAAGGUACAAUCAGCUUUAUGAAUGUGGACUGUGCAUCUCGCCCUUGAUUUGUGUAUUGAUAAUGACCCUUUAAGAAGUGCAGUUCUGAAUUUGGUGCCAUUUGGACCCGUGAUUUGUUCAAUACUAAUAAAGAAAAAGGAUAAACAGCUGACCAGCACUCUGCAGGAGUUUGGUUUCUCAAAUGACAGAAGGGCUAACAUGUACUGGUCUUGAUGUCUUGUCUGUGUAAAAAAAAAACAUCUCAGGAGCUAAGAAUUGAUUUGGAGUUGCCAAUUUCUAAAAUAAUCAACUUAGUGUGUCUUUCACAGCAACACAGUCCUAACUGGAUUAGACAGUGAGUCAGUGGAGCUGAGUAACUACGUAGUGUCUCAGACAAUUAGGAAGCCGCCGUGUCGGUGGUGUUUCUUAAAGUGAGUCUGGUUUUAUGCGUGUUAAAUUCUCACGUCUUUACAAGCAGUUAAAUUCCCACUGAGAUAUGUCAGUGUGCCACAGCGGUAAAAGGACAAACUGCACUGAGAGUCCAUAUGUUUCCUGAUUGGUUCACCCAAUGUUCAUAUGCAAGAAAGGACCAGGGCACACAGAGGAAGUAGAUUUACAUCGCGUUUAACGGGACGAGGCAGACUCCGACGUUUCCAUCUCACACGGAAUUCUGGGAAGUGCAGUUCAUCACGCGAUGAUAGCUUUAUUGGCCGGCGGACUCCGAGUGGAUUGAUGACCGGGGGGGUCAAAGGUCAAAUGAAACAUCAGAGGGUCAUCUAUCUGUCCCACCUGUUAGACAUCAAAGAAAAACCAGCCGCGCCGCUCACAGCAACUGGCAUUUAAAACAAUUAAGUUUCCUGUCAAGUCCCUGUGAUGAAUUAUCCGGAAGCUUUACCAGCUGUAAUUCUAAAUCUUCCCAACAAGUGCCUUUGUUGUAGAGAAAUUAAUGAAAACAAGAUUGUCUUUCAUAGGAGCUGAUCUAACAGCGCGGCAGCCAGCUGCUCUUCUUUGGGAAUAAAAAACAGUCAGCAUUAAGCACAGCUCAGACAAAAUACUCUCUUUUUUUUUUCUCCCCUACCACUCGUGUGGAAAACAAAUCAGGCGGCGAGCACAGUGGCCAUCUGUUUUGUUAUUUGAUAUGUGUGAAUACAUGUUGUAAUGACUUUGUUUGUGAAUCACUCUGCGCGGCAGAACACACGAGAGCUCUCGAAGUGCUGGAGUGUUCAAAGCUAAUCAUAUAAUUGGACACAAUAGUCGAUGACAAAUGGAGACGCUCGGAGCCAGCCAGCUGGGGAAGUGAAUAUGUAAUCAUUGUAAAAUCAUAUCAUUUUUGCAUAUUUGAAGACAGCUUAAUAGAGUUUGCAUGUCAGUACACUAUCAAAUAAUGAUGACAGUGUGUCGCUGCAUUUGCUUUCCUGAUUUGUUGGACUAUUACUUUCCUAUUAAACGCGAUUCUGAAGA
Platichthys flesus (European flounder) is the source of this 3657-nucleotide messenger RNA. It is a transcript of the gene gpr18, whose product is annotated as G protein-coupled receptor 18. Lineage: Eukaryota; Metazoa; Chordata; Actinopteri; Pleuronectiformes; Pleuronectidae. Gene Ontology annotation, cellular component: membrane. The record is from RefSeq and is a predicted model, not a curated record. Gene Ontology annotation, biological process: phospholipase C-activating G protein-coupled receptor signaling pathway; positive regulation of Rho protein signal transduction. The transcript is spliced from 3 exons. The coding region runs from base 151 to 1149 and encodes 332 amino acids. Gene Ontology annotation, molecular function: G protein-coupled receptor activity.